UUGCACAGGCUCUGCUUGGAAGUUGACUCUGACUGGGUCAUAUGUCAAGGGAGAAGUUAUGCUUUACUUGGUUUUUUUUUGGGGGGGGGGAGUGAUGGUUACUUGCAUUUUCUGCACAGAUUGUGCAAAUGAACUAGAACUGUACCCUAUACUCUGCCUUGAGCUCCUUGGAAUAAAGUUGUGCUCUACUUCAGCCAGAAUGGUGAGGAUCCGAAUAUCCAGCACUACAGUUGCAAUCUUCCUUGUGAUUCAGACAGGAUUUCUCCUGUUUUUGUGUGUUCAGCAUGGUGGCUUUAUGUCUCAAUCUGAAGAGAAACCACCCCAGGUGCACAUUCUCAUCCUCUCCUCCUGGAGGUCAGGGUCUUCCUUUGUCGGGCAGCUCUUCAGCCAACACCCUGAUGUCUUCUACUUGAUGGAGCCAGCCUGGCACGUGUGGGUAACCAUGUACCAAAACAGCGCCAAGGUCUUGCACAUGGCAGUGCGGGACCUCAUCCGGUCAGUCUUCAAGUGUGACAUGUCAGUCUUUGAUGCCUACCUGCCCUGGAAGAGAAAUGUGUCAGAUCUUUUCCAGUGGGCAGUGAGUCGUGCCUUGUGCACAGAUCCUGUUUGUGAAUUGUUCCACCGCACUGAUAUCACCAGCGAAAGUGCCUGCAAGGCUGUCUGUGGGAAGUCCCCCUUCAGCAAAGUGGAAGAGGCCUGCAAGAGCUAUAGCCACGUUGUCCUGAAGGAAGUCCGGAUCUUUGACCUCAGAGUGCUUUAUCCUCUCCUCACUGACCCCUCCCUGAACCUCAAAGUCAUCCACCUCGUCCGUGACCCCAGAGCUGUUGUGAAAUCCCGGGAGCAAUCAGCAAAAGCUCUUGCCCGUGACAAUGGGAUUGUCUUGAGCAUGAAUGGCACAAAAGUGGAAGAUGGCCAGUACAAAGUCCUGCAGGAGAUCUGUAGAAGCCACGUUCAGAUUUAUGAAACAGCAACCCUGAAACCUCCAAGUUUUCUGAAAGAUCGUUACUUGAUGAUCCGGUUUGAAGAUCUUGUACGAGAUCCUUUAGUGGAAAUUACAGCAAUGUAUAAAUUUUCAGGUCUUCAGCUGACCAGCAAACUUGAAAACUGGAUCUAUAAUAUCACCCAUGGACAAGGGCCAAGUAGGAAGAGGGAGGCCUUCCAAAUCACUUCCCGAGAUGCAGUCAAUGUCUCCCAGGCAUGGAGGACUGUUCUUUCGUUUCAGAAAGUCAAGCAAGUGCAAGAGGUUUGCAAGGGUGCCUUAAAUAUACUCGGAUACCAACUUGUAGAUUCUGAGAAAGAACAGAAAGAUUUGUCAUUCGAUUUAGUGUUGCCACAUCGAAAAAGUCAAUUCAGCUGGGCAUCCUUUAGUGAAAACUAGGGGAAGUAUGACUAUCUGUAAUCUCUUCUUCGUUGCCCAGGUAACUGGAAAAUAUUUAUUUUGAUUGCUGAA
This is a messenger RNA of Podarcis raffonei (Aeolian wall lizard), 1450 nucleotides long. RefSeq names its product carbohydrate sulfotransferase 5-like. Gene Ontology annotation, cellular component: Golgi membrane. Lineage: Eukaryota; Metazoa; Chordata; Lepidosauria; Squamata; Lacertidae. The coding region runs from base 59 to 1378 and encodes 439 amino acids. The transcript is spliced from 2 exons. Gene Ontology annotation, biological process: carbohydrate metabolic process; N-acetylglucosamine metabolic process; keratan sulfate proteoglycan biosynthetic process. The record is from RefSeq and is a predicted model, not a curated record. Gene Ontology annotation, molecular function: N-acetylglucosamine 6-O-sulfotransferase activity.